Messenger RNA from Polypterus senegalus (gray bichir), 3699 nucleotides. RefSeq names its product Rho GTPase activating protein 45b (gene arhgap45b). Gene Ontology annotation, cellular component: membrane. The transcript has 20 exons. Bases 67 to 2973 code for a protein of 968 amino acids. Gene Ontology annotation, biological process: activation of GTPase activity; signal transduction. Gene Ontology annotation, molecular function: GTPase activator activity. The record is from RefSeq and is a predicted model, not a curated record. Lineage: Eukaryota; Metazoa; Chordata; Cladistia; Polypteriformes; Polypteridae.
AUAGAGAACCUGCUUCCUUAUUUGCAGCAGGAAGCCAGGUGUCAGACGCAGACAAGCGAGAGUGAGAUGACCAACACAUUCAGAGUGUUUAAUGGUGACCCUGCAGACACAUGGCUGAAGCCAGAGGGAUGUGUGUGCAGCAGUGUUUCUGAGCUGCUCAUGGGUGAAGUGGACAAUAGCACUCUCCUCUCCUUGCCUCUGACGGAGAAGAGCCGGUCCAUGGAGAAUCUUUACAGUGGCCUAUCUGGUCCUGGAGUUGACAUGCCCUCCAGAAGCGAACUGCAAGAAUACGGCUUCUCCAGUUCCGAGGAAGUGGACAUCCUUUUGCAGCGUGGGGAGGGAGGAGUGGACUCAGCUCUGCAGUAUGCCAAGGUCAUCUCCAAAUACAUGAAGGACAUCCUAUACUACGUGGAAAAGCGCACAGCUUUAGAGGUGGAAUUGGCCAAAGGACUGCAGAAGCUCUACCAUGGUUGCAGACCAACUUUAACAAAUGAGCCCUACAUGCCCUUCCUGUCCAUUUAUGAGCAAGCCUUGGAGCAGGACAUGGAGCAGAGCUGCGGGUUAAUACAGGCUGCCACUACUCUGCAGAGCCAGACGUUCAUUCAGCCACUGAUGCAGCGCAGACUGGAACACGAGAAGAAGCGGAAAGAGAUCAAGGAGCAGUGGCAUCGGGCUCAGAGGAAACUGAUGGAUGCCGAAUCAAAUUUGCGCAAGGCAAAACAGAUCUUCAUGAUGCGCUGUGAGGAGUACGAUAAGGCCAAGCACGUUACGGUCAAGGCCGAAGAGGACCAGCAUGGCAGUAACACCAACUCUGGUAAAUCUCUGGAGAAGAAGAGGAGACUGGAAGAAGAGGCUCGCAAUAAGGCUGAGGAGGCAGAAGCAACUUACCGCACUUGCAUAGCAGAUGCCAAAACUCAGAAACAGGAGCUAGAAGAUGUGAAGGUCAAUGUCCUGAGACAGCUGCAAGAGAUCAUCAAGCAGAGUGACCAGACCAUGAGAUCGGCUACCAUCUCCUACUAUCAGAACAUGCAUGGAGUGACCGCCCCACUGCCUGUAAACUACCAGACCCUGUGUGAGAACAGCAAGUCGUAUGACCCCGGGAAGCAGUACGCUGCCUACGUCAAGCAGCUGCAGUUGACAGAGGAAGUCGAGGUGCAUUAUGACUUUGAGCCUUAUGCAGCCUCCUCUAGCCACUUGCCGGGAAGGCUCCGCCAUGAUAGUUUUACCACUGAAGACAAGAGUGGCACCAAUACUGAGUCACCAUCUGCCACGGAGGACGCAGCACUCGGUCAGCAGGCCACACAGCACAGUGAGGGCUCUGGUGUGUCUCAUGCUGAGAGGAGAGCAGGCCGCGGUCACCAGUCCCACAAAUCCUGGCCUUCUACAAUCAGUGACACGGACAGCAUGGGAGGACUGGAUUCCCCAUCAACAAGUUCAGGAGACAUUAGAAAGCUGCCUAGAACAUCUUCCACAGGCACCAUGUCAUCAAACGAAGAAGCAGAUGAGAAAGAUGGGAACACAAACUCGUUUGAACAGAGUAUAAAUGGGAUCGAACCCGAGCAUAUCAUACCUACUGGGCCUUUCCGGAACGUGGGUCUCUCUAAAGCUGCCCAGACCCACCGCCUGAGGAAACUGCGUACGCCUUCCAAGUGCAGAGAGUGUGACAGCUACGUGUAUUUCCAAGGAGCUGAAUGUGAGGAGUGCUUCCUUGCCUGCCAUAAGAAAUGUCUGGAGACCCUGGCUAUCCAGUGUGGACACAAGAAACUGCAGGGGAAGUUGCAGUUGUUUGGAAGGGACUUUGCACAAACCUCACGAGACAGUCCUGGAGGGAUCCCCUUCAUCAUCCUGAAGUGCAUCUCCGAGAUUGAGAGCAGGGCUCUAAAAAUUAAGGGUAUUUACCGAGUCAAUGGGGUCAAAACCCGGGUGGAAAAACUAUGCCAGGCCUUUGAGAAUGGCAAGGAGUUAGUGGAGCUUUCACACGCUUCUCCACAUGACAUAAGCAAUGUGUUGAAGCUUUACCUGAGACAGCUUCCCGAACCAAUCAUGUCCUUUCGCUUGUACAAUGACCUCAUGGGCUUGGCAAAGGAAAGCCUACAAGUUGGACCAGAAGGUGUGGAGCACUCAAAGGUCCCUGAGCUGGUGGACCGUGGCCCUGACACCGAGGAGGAGGUGCUGGCCUGUGUUGAUAGGCUACGGGAACUGUUGAGGGAACUGCCUGCCCCGAAUGUGGCGACCCUGCAGUAUAUCAUCCGCCAUCUCCGCAAGAUUGCAGAGGUGGAACAAGAUAACAAGAUGACUUCAAGCAACUUGGGGAUCGUCUUCGGGCCAACACUCAUGCGUCCACGACCAACGGGAGCAACAAUUUCGCUGUCCUCACUUGUGGACUACCCAUACCAAGCCCGCAUCGUGGAAACGCUUAUUGUUUUCUACUCUUACAUUUUUGAGCCCAGGUCUUCUAUAAUCCUCACAAAGGCCUGCAGUAAGCCUUGUGCAGAAAGCCGUGAAACCAGCGAGGAAUGCAGCGGCCUAACAGAUGGCCAAGAGGAAAGUGAAGAACAGGAACACUUGGACUCAGACAGAAGAGGCAAUCCAGGUUGUGGAAACUCUUUGUGUUCAUCAGGAUCACAGGAGCGAUCCUUGGAUUCUGACUCGGACAGCGAGGACGCCGGCAUAGUCAACAGACACGCCAUCAAAACGAACCUAAGCCAGCUAACUAAACAGGAAAGCAUAACCAGUACAGAGGAUGGAGCUAGCAGCGAGGACCAGCUGAGUCCGAGGUCCAGCCUUGAUUUGUCUGCUCACCUACGCGUCCAGCAAGAAGACUCAGAUGAUCAGGACCCCGGCAGCUCCCUUUUGGAGCACAACAGCAAUCAAUCAAACAACGUGCAGAUCAGCCCAGCUCUGCUGCCACCUGCACGCAUCACAGGAGGCAAAUUCAAACUGAGGGAGAAACGCAAGCCAGAGUUUGUGUAAAUAAACACUUUCUUACUUUGUUUUUAAACAGGUCAUGCAGAACUAUUUAUAUAAUUUUUAUUUUUGGAAUUGAGCAGCUUUUACCUAUAUGAGACAGUCCAGCUGAAGCUGACUUGCAGAACCAAUUUCAUUUGCUUUUAAUUUACAAGUUUGAAAAACAAAUUCAAAUGUGAGCCACUAUGUUGUUACAUUUUUCAAACACAACAAGGAUACACCAGUCAAUUUUGAUGAUGCAGUCAGAGGCAUAUUUUACACGCACCAGUGUUCAGAUAACGAAUACUGAUAUCACAUCUUGAUGAAAACACAACAGUCAUUAAAAUGUAUCACAAUAAAUGUUCUCCGAUGAACAGAGAACCAUAUUCAGAUACAGCAGACUAGUGCUGGAUUACAAGAAUGAAUUCCACACAUGGCUUUUACGCAGUUUUUCUGCUAUAUUUUGUAUGAUGUAUGUUUGUGUGGCUGUACAAGUGAUUGAGGUGGCUCUCCUUGGCUUUCUGUGUGCUUCAAAACUGCCAAGCAGCAGCCAUUUUUCAUGACUCUUUAUGGAUUGCGUGAAGAGGGAUGUGCAUGAACAGAAGAGCAUGUGGUGUGACAGACUUGAAGCUUAUCGCCCUCGCAGCCGGCUACUGAAAGGGUGACGUGUUGAAGUAAGAAAGAGUGAGGUAUUGUAUAAUUAUAUAUAUUUGCAUUUUUUACAAGAAUAAAGAGUCCAGCUUUUUAUUUUGA